AUGCCUGCAAUGCUGGAUGACCCCACGGCGCCCGCCAUCUACCGCACAUCUGGCGAUGCGCCUUAUCCCACACCAUAUGCCCCGCUGCCCGCCAACAUUGUCCCUCGCCAGGUCACUCUGCGCGAUCGCUCAACCACUGCCACCCUCGUGCCUUUCUCCUCUCCGGACCAGGUGCCCAAGACGCUGCUCCACUACCUAUGUGCUCUCCUCAAUCGCGAAAUUGAGGGCGGCGACACGUACCCUAUGAUCAAUGAGCUGCCCCUCGAGUCAUUCGGUCCCUACUGGUUUGCCAACUUUGGCGCUGUCAUGCUGUUGGGCGAUGUGAGCAAUGUCGACCAUGUGUGGCAGAUGGAGAAAGAGGGCGUCGAUUGGUCCAAGCAGUGUCUGGGCAGUUUCUACAUCAAGCCCAACUACCCUGGCCGUUCUAGCCAUGUAUGCAACGGCGGCUUCCUGGUCAGCGAUGUCGCGAGAAAUAGAGGUGUGGGCCGCUUGAUGGGCGAAGGGUACCUUGAGUGGGCUCCUCAACUCGGCUACUCGUACUCGGUCUUCAAUCUCGUCUACGAGACCAACAUUGCCUCGGUCAGGAUUUGGGAUGCUUUGGGCUUUAAGCGCAUUGGUCGUGUGCCUGGCUGUGGCAACCUCAAGUCUGCUGAUCAUCUUGUUGACGCCAUCAUCUUUGGCCGCGAUCUCAAUGGCGAAGCUGAGGAUUAUCUCUCUGAAGAGCGCUUCGACAAGAUCCGCUACUAUCUCAAGACAGGUAACUACCCCAACGGCGCCGACCGCGCCGAANAAAGCAGACUCCGCAGUGCGGGCGCCCACUAUCGACUCGUCCCCGACCCCAGCGGCGGCGAAGAAAAACUCAUGCUCAAAGACAAGGAAGUCAUCAGCGAUCCCCAGAAGCAAUACGAGAUUGCGCUAAAGACACAUGCUUUAACUCAUGCAGGAAUCAACAAGACCACUGCGUCGAUUGCUGAGCGCUACCAUUGGAUUCGCAUCAAAGAAACUGUGUCGCAAGCUAUCCGCAACUGCACAAAUUGCAAGGAAGCUGCCAAACCUGCUAAAUCAAGUACACCUUCCAAAGCCUCUGAACACUCGCAAGCAAGCCCUGGCGCUGUGGAACAAGCACCGCCUCUCCUCUCCCCCGCUACCGUCGAAAACGCAAAUCUCCAGAAUGCCAUGCAAGAGCAGCACUCCUCAAACGACCAAAUGGACAUCUCACACUUUGAUUAUUCGAGUAUCCCUGUUGACCCGGCUAUCAUGACGGAUAUGUAUUCUUCUGCCAAUGCGGGUGUGGGUGCAUCGAAUUCUGCGUUUGGAAAUGAGGCUACACAGCAAGAGGUACAGAGUCAUGGGGGCAUGUAUGGCGCACAGAUCUACGGAGAUGAUGCGGAUGCACAGUUACAGGCUGAGUUGGCUAGUGAGAUGAUUACUAGAGCUGCUGGGGGUGAUGAGUAG
This is a messenger RNA of Aureobasidium vineae, 1455 nucleotides long. The record is from the annotation of a GenBank genome assembly. Lineage: Eukaryota; Fungi; Ascomycota; Dothideomycetes; Dothideales; Saccotheciaceae.